Epithele typhae is the source of this 912-nucleotide messenger RNA. RefSeq lists its product as uncharacterized. The transcript has 6 exons. The record is from RefSeq and is a predicted model, not a curated record. NCBI's taxonomy places the organism in Eukaryota, Fungi, Basidiomycota, Agaricomycetes, Polyporales, Epitheliaceae. The coding region runs from base 1 to 912 and encodes 303 amino acids.
AUGACCAAGAUUUAUGAGGAGGUCUACGGGGUGCAAUCGCAAGCGGAAGCACCGCGGGUGGCCAUCACCAGGGUGCGGGUCAAGCACGGGUACACGGAGCUGUACCCUUACCCGACCCGCGUGGUGGAGGUGCUCGAGGUGCCCGUGUACGGCGAGCCCGCGCCCGCUGCACCUUUUCCGCGCAUGCACACACACUCCGCAUCGACUGCCCGCACGCCGACCGCGACCUCGCCCGCGAUCUCGCCCACACCUUUCUCGCUCUCUGCCGCCUCGCCCUCCGCGGCGCAUGCCCGCUCCAACCCUGCGGCACCAUAUGCAGGUGCAGGGCGCAAGCUCGCGCGGGAGUGGGAGGGGGUGUGGCCGGACCUGGAGAGGAUAGCGGGGGAGACCGCGUGCGCGCUGUAUGUGCUCGUCGUCCCGUGCGCGCCCACGCCGGCGGGGGACGCACUGCUCGCGCGCGCGGUCCGGCGCGGCCGGGCGGAUGGGGUGGGGGCAUGCGGGGGCACUAGUGGUGGUGAUCCCGUCGCAGCGGACGACGACGGCAGCGACUACGCCGCGAUGUGCCUCCGCCCGUUCAUGGCGGCGACGUGGAGGAGGGCGACGCAGAGGCAGUGGGCAGUGCGGAGGGCCCGCGGAUACGGGAGGCGGACGUGGGCGAGGCGGAGGACGCGGAGGAGGGCGAGGUGGGCGGAAGCGGGCGACACGGAGGGCUUGCGGGAGGAUGCGAGGGACGGGAGGAGGCGGAAAGAGGUGGUGGGCGACGCAGUGGGCGACGUGGACGCAGUUAUCGACAGGGCGGGGCGUAAAUCCGAGUUUUCUCACAUCAGACUUCUGUCGUUGUCGGUGGACAUGCCGUUGCACGACACUGCAGCGUCAUCCAUAUCGAGCGUGUUCGUUGGCACGAAGGGGUAG